AUGUCUGAUACAGAUUUGUCUCCUAGUGAAGGUGCAGUUAAUUUAGAAAGUGAAGCUGAUAUUGCAAAUAGUUAUAUUUAUAUAAAUAAUGAUGGUAUUGAUAAUAACAACCAUGAUGAUAUUAUUUACAAUCAAGACAAUUUUAAUAAUAAGGAUAAUAAUAGUAACAAUAGUAAUGAUAUAGAUGACUAUAACAAUAUUCCAACUAACAACAACAAUAAAAAAACCAACUUGAAAAGAAAAAAUGAUUGUGAUGAUUUACCAAGGAAACAAUUUGAAUUUAGAGAUAGGAAGAAAAAAAAUUAUAAAAUUUAA
This is a messenger RNA of Entrophospora sp. SA101, 315 nucleotides long. Lineage: Eukaryota; Fungi; Glomeromycota; Glomeromycetes; Entrophosporales; Entrophosporaceae. The record is from the annotation of a GenBank genome assembly.